Molecule: messenger RNA, 1266 nt
Organism: Ostrea edulis (European flat oyster)
Lineage: Eukaryota; Metazoa; Mollusca; Bivalvia; Ostreida; Ostreidae
Product: protein FAM199X-like
Exons: 7
Coding region: 178-1134 (318 amino acids)
Source: RefSeq, a predicted model, not a curated record
CCUUUUAACAAACGUGUUCAUUGAUGACGCACAUGUUUCACGUCCACGUUGGUUACACAUGGUGUAAAAUAUUUUCUUUAUUCGGUUAUUGCUGACUGUGUUGAGGAUGAAGUAAUUAAGAUAGUUUUGAUAUCUUCCUUCAUUUCAAGAUUAAAAAUUUAUCCUUUUUGUCUAAGCAUGCUUGCUGAUACAUCAACAAACAGCCCAUGGCUUUGUGAGGCAGUCAUGAUGGGCCACAACAUAAGGAGCAGCCUUCUAGAAUCAGAUUUGUCAGAGAUACAGGAUUUUGAUUAUUUGGACAGGGUAAAAAGAACAUCUCCGACCUCCAGUUCUUGUCCUAGUGAGGUGAGCUCGGAGUGCAGUGAGAAUCUGAACAGUACUUUCUUCAGCGAGAACGGCUCAGACUGUGGGGACGAGAUUCCACUGGAUAUAGUGGCAGAACUUCAAGAGACUUUGUUUGGAGAUAUUUCAACAUCGCUAGUCAAUAUCUUGGAUGUUACUGAAGAAGACGCAUGUCUUUUAGACAGUGCAGUUUGGACAACAGCUUUGGAAACAUUAUCAACAGUAUCAGAUCUCUCCAGCUCAACCCCUUGUGAAUCCACGGCGUCAAGUCAUAAAAGCACACCCCCUCAAAACAGAAAAAAAUCAGUGAACUUCAGAACUGUCAAAUGGAACACACUCUGUGAUGAUGAAAAAACAUCUGUCAUCGAAGAAAUCAGUCGAGUGAUCAGUAACGAAUUGGGUCUCCGAGAGCAGCUAGAGGUCAUACGAAUCAUAAACCCCUCAGCGCAUAUAUCACCGACAGACAAGGAAUUUGUUAUAGACAUUUACUCCAUAGAUGAAGAGAAGUUACAGAAGAUACAGGAGUAUAUUGCAAUCCAUGCUCAGACCCCAAGUAUAACCAACAAGGACAAAUCAAAUGUCUUACCAAAGAAACACAGCAAACAAACAAACAAAAAACAGAGUACACAAGAAAAGAAAGCAAGACAGAAAUUUUACAAACAACGACAACGGAAGGAGUAUCGCCAGAUGUUGAAAGAGAAACGUAGCGGUCUGUUUGCGAGGGAGGAGGUUUUGUCGGUGUCUGAGAUCGAGCCGGGGGUAGGAGAUGGGGAUAUAGACAUUCUAGGAUAACAGCCCUUAUACUCCCUAAAUCAUGACUGCCAAUACCUUUUUUCUAAGUGUAAACCAAUGUUCAUUUUGAUGAGAAACACAUUUUUUCUGAAAGUUUAUCAUCAUGUGGAAAUAAAAUUGAUAAAAGAAUUA